This is a messenger RNA of Aspergillus calidoustus, 771 nucleotides long. Lineage: Eukaryota; Fungi; Ascomycota; Eurotiomycetes; Eurotiales; Aspergillaceae. The record is from the annotation of a GenBank genome assembly.
AUGCCACCCAAACGGAAGCGCACCGAUGAUGCGCCCGACAUCAACACUAACGACCGACGCACGAAGCCAUACGCCUACCUGAAGCCCCAGGUACGGCACAUCUCAGAGCGAACAAUCAAAUCCAAAUGGUCUACACUGCCCGAACCUGCUCAGGAUAAGAUUCGCGAUAUGUUUCGAGCCCUUGAGCGUCCUGUUAUUGUUCGACAGCAGAAUGACCGCAAGCGCUACGAGGCUCAAGCGGCUGUCCAGGCGGUUGUCAAGAACCUUGGGAAGCGGCUUCCUCGAAUGCCUUUUCCUCCGUUGACGAAAGACUCGGUUUUUGAGUACGAAGCGGCGUUGAAGGAACAUAGCGCGCUAGAGUCUACGCUUUCGACGAUGACAGAUAGCAUUGACUUGCUGAAGCAUGAGAUUGCUAAAGAGGAGGCGCUUCUUGCCAAAGAGAUGAAGAAACUACAGGAACUGGAAAGGGAUGCAAAGCGCGUAGAGGCCGAAGGGAAGAGGCAGAUGAAAAAUGAGCAUCCCCUUCUCCGGCAACUUGAUAAACCCGAUCAAGAUACAGGGGGAAGGGCCGAGUUCACAGUUUCAACUGCGAAAGAUUCAUGUCUGGGAUUCGAUGAGCUUGAGGACGACCCGGAGGUGUCCAGUUUGCUGAAGCAACUAAACAACCAUCUGAGAUCUAUGCAGAGCAAUGUGGCCCCACUUGCUGGACUACAGGACGCUAUUACACGGUCUCAGACCGCGUUGAGUCUGGCAUCGAUGCCCAAUGACUGA